This is a messenger RNA of Nymphaea colorata (pocket water lily), 1003 nucleotides long. Its product is annotated as ubiquitin-conjugating enzyme E2 8-like. Gene Ontology annotation, biological process: protein polyubiquitination. Bases 171 to 617 code for a protein of 148 amino acids. The record is from RefSeq and is a predicted model, not a curated record. Gene Ontology annotation, molecular function: ubiquitin conjugating enzyme activity. NCBI's taxonomy places the organism in Eukaryota, Viridiplantae, Streptophyta, Magnoliopsida, Nymphaeales, Nymphaeaceae. Gene Ontology annotation, cellular component: nucleus. The transcript is spliced from 5 exons.
AUUUCUUUUGAAACGGAACCCUGCAAAAUUUCUCCGUGUAUAAAAGAAUUUGGGGUUUCCGGAAAAGAGAAGGUUCUCUAUCUCUCUCGCAGAAGGGGAACUGCGAGAAUACAUCACCUGAGGAUUCGGGAAUUUUGUUCGGGUCGUUGCUUCUCUUAGGGAUUUGAUCCAUGGCUUCGAAGCGGAUUCUCAAGGAACUGAAGGACCUUCAGAAGGAUCCUCCCGUCUCUUGUAGUGCAGGCCCUGUAGCGGAAGACAUGUUCCACUGGCAGGCGACCAUUAUGGGGCCCCCUGAAAGCCCCUAUGCUGGGGGUGUCUUCCUUGUGAGCAUUCACUUCCCACCUGAUUACCCGUUCAAGCCUCCUAAGGUAGCAUUCCGUACCAAAGUCUUCCAUCCAAACAUCAACAGCAACGGGAGCAUCUGUCUAGACAUUCUGAAGGAACAAUGGAGCCCUGCCUUGACCAUUUCUAAAGUAUUGCUGUCUAUCUGCUCUCUUUUAACUGAUCCAAACCCCGACGACCCACUGGUGCCUGAGAUUGCACACAUGUACAAAACUGACAGGGCUAAGUAUGAAUUAACAGCACGCAACUGGACCCAGAAGUAUGCAAUGGGAUAGAUGGUGAGGUAGUUCAUAGGUUAAAGACGAAUGUGUUCCCUUCGCUUCGAUCUGUGGCCUUCAAACCUGGAGAUAUAAUAAAUAUAGACCUGAUUUAGGUUUUCCAAAGUUGGAAAUGUGGGAUUUUCUGUCUUUGACUGUUCAGUCAGUUUAGGAUUUACAUGAUCAUAUGUGUGGUUCAUUUAUUUCUUCCGUCAAGCCGUCAACACCUGUUUUCAUUUGUAUGCGCCAUUUACGUAUCUGCCAACCCCCCGAGAGAUUUCUUCAUUAUUAGAGAAACAAUGCUGUACAUUUUGAAUUCGUCACAAUUUGGUAGUCCGACCAAGGAAACUCACAAUGCUCGGUAUAUAUUUUUCUCCGGUUCAAUGAAAUUGUAUUGUAACUGA